Diorhabda sublineata is the source of this 4211-nucleotide messenger RNA. RefSeq lists its product as uncharacterized. Lineage: Eukaryota; Metazoa; Arthropoda; Insecta; Coleoptera; Chrysomelidae. The record is from RefSeq and is a predicted model, not a curated record. The transcript is spliced from 3 exons. The coding region runs from base 479 to 1288 and encodes 269 amino acids.
AUUCAUCUAUUUUGUUCACUAAUUGCCUUUACUUGAGGUUUAUUAUAUGACAGUAGAUUUAAGAUGAAACACAUGUAUGAUUAAUUUCCCAUAAGUGAAAGAUGUAAUAUAUUCCCAGCCAUACCAGUUACACAUCCCAACAAAAAAUUUUAGAAGUUUAUGGUCAAAUUAAUCAAUUGUUCUAGGUGAAUUGAACAGAUCGUAUUUUGAAUAGAUAUUAAUUUUGAAAUAUUAUUAUAAAUAAAUAUUACAUUAAUUGUUUAAGAUCAAUAUGGCUAUCUGAAACGAUUUUUAUGGCAUUUCCAAUGACCUACAUUUUAUUGAACAAACAUAUCGCUCUUACAUACGUAGUAAACAGUAAAAUCAGUCCCUAAUAAAAUUUCUUGACAGCAAUUUAUAUGAAGUUUGGAAGACUUAAUACGUCAACAGGACAUUACAUUUUCAAAUUUCAAGGUAUUUGUCUAAAAGUUCGCUAAAAAUGGAUGAAGCAACUAAACAGAAAUGUGAACGAACAGUUCUGAGAAAUAAAUAUGAACGAAACUCAAGAGAUAUGUACGAAUGGUGGAUACAGCUAUUCAAUAUGCUGGAAUCCGAUUUUGCUAUACAAGAAGAUGUGCGAUAUUCGACUUUAAAAGAAAUUUUACCUGUAGAUCUCUUCUAUAGAUUACUAGAAAUAAUAUCAGUUAAGAAAGAACAAUUUCAAUUACCCGACGACAAUGUCGAUGAAGAAACAGAAGAAGUUAUAUUUCCUAAAAAGCACAGUACUGAGGAGAGUCUAAUUGAUUCGGAAGAAAGAAAAAAGUCUGCGACAAUUUCGGAAUUUCGCAAAAACUUGGGCAUCAUUCUUGAGAAAAAGAGUCCCUACAUGGAAUUCUUCAAACGUAAACCGAACAGAGCAGCAAUAUGGAAAGAACUACCUCCACUGAAAUGGGAAGAAAUGGAUUUAGGUCAAAUGGCCGAAGCUAUAACCGAAGCCAUAGCAACCGAUUAUGUGGAAUGGUUAAAAACUAUGGGAGGUAGUGAAGAAACGACGUUGAACGUACAAAGUAUAAAAGAAAUGUUCGAAAUAGGAUCCCAAACCAAUACUUCUACAGCGGUGUUUGUAGAAUUGAAAGAAAUCGCAUCAGUAAAUCAAAAAACAGCGGAUGCUUUAGGAUUACCGCAUAAAUCUAGGAUGAAUGUUUUGCAAGAACAAAUAGAGCAAGAUAGGAUAGCUUCUAGAAAGAAACAGCGAUUAUGUGCUUUUGGGAAACGACUACCAGUGUACAUGCAACUGUACUUCCACUAGGCAAUACGUCAGCAGGAAGACUGUAACUAACAUCUUCGUCAGGAUUUGGUAUGGCAUAUAAAUCUGGAUGAGCAGCAAUUGUUCUAGGUACAGACAUGUUUUGAUGAGGCACAAUGUCGGCAGGAAAAGCGUAUGAAUCAUCUGGCAGAAUUUGCAAACACAAAGUUUCAAAUAUUAUGACCGGGCAUAUGGACAAUGGAUUCACGAUGUUGGACUGCUACGAAAAAGGAGUUCUGUAUGCACAAACAAUUUAUUGUAAAUUGAAUGGUACCUAUAUGGAAAGGGGGUUUUGGUUUGCCGAAAAAUCCCGGAACCUUUUUAUACAGUUGUUUCAAGAAAAAAAGUGACUUAAGUAAAAGUUGCUGGAAAUAGGAUUCCAAUUAAAAAAAAGUGUCUUCUGUGCCAACAUCAAAAUUAAAAUUUGAAUUGAGAAAUAGAUUCCUCAUUAAAAAAUAAUGGUGGCUUACAUUUUUAUUUUCGUACGUUCAACGGCCUGGCCUUAAAACUACAAUGUACAAUAAUUUGAUGUUUCCUCCAGUGUGCAGCGUCGAAAAUUACUCCUUGAUGGUGUUGUUAUCACAAUUUUCAGGAACAGGUUAUGAAUAAAAACACAUAUUUAAAUUGUAUUAUAUUUUCGAAUAUACUUUACACUUAUUAUCCUGAAAAGUAUACAUGGCGAUUGUCUUCAACUUCUAAGUAUUAGGGGUACGUAUUUGUAAUGUACUUAAAAAAACAAAUCAUAUCCGAAUAUUUUGUCGCACAAUAGCGUCAUCAAUUCAAUAUCACAACGUUAUUAAUUAAAAAGACUAAAAUAAGCACAUUGGGUUUUAUUUAUAUAAGUAAUAUUUUUUAACUAAAUCAUUUGAAUGUAGUCAAAAUCAUUAUGUGGAAUACUAAAAGUUUCUAUAUCUGUUUGAUCUAUUGUUUUAGCUAUUUUUCUAUCCAAUGAAAUGUUUGUUGGUGCUAUGUUUAUUUCUAUGAUUAGCAUGAUUUGCGUAAUCUACACCACUAUAAAUACCCUAGGGAUUCUUCAUAUAAAAUGAAAUUUUUACUAAAAUUUUUUGAAGGUCAGUAACACAAACAAACAAAGCAACCACUUGAUCGCAUUUACCCGUUGUGUUUAACACAGAGUUAGCAAUAUAGAUGUAGAGAGCGUCAUGUAAGAGAAUUGUACUAUUGUAAAAGGAAGAAAAUGUAUCGCUUUACCACUCUCUAUCUUACUCUACGCGCUUUUUAAAUCAAAGCUUGUUAUUUUUCCCCUCUACAGUUACCACCACUCGAAACUUCGAAGUCAUCUGGAUCUAUUUAGAAUAGAGUAGAAAGAGAUAAAGAGUGAUAUAUCGUAUACCGUUCUUUAUCUAUAUCAGCAAUUCGAGCCAUUUUAAACUCGCUGCCAUAGCUCGCUAUUUUUAAUAUUAACUCUAUGGUUUUUAAAAAACCGAGAGGAGUUAUUUGAAUUUCAGAUGGCAAACCUUUAGAUUACUGAUUGGUUAGAUCUAUAGACGGCCGAGGAAGACGAACAAUCUGUAUAUAUUAAAAAUGUCCGUCAAAAUGCGUUAAAUGAAAGUGACGUCACUUUAGCAUCUGGGUAAAUUUUAAAGGUAGUACCAAAUGCUAUUUACCCUGAAGACAACUCGUCACACUUUCGUACAGCGCAUUUUUUUAAGUAUAAGAGAGAAUGCUACUUCUUUCUACCCUCUAUAAUUGGAUCAAAGACAAUUUCACUUAUUUUUGACAUAUGAUUGCAAACAAAAAGAGUCUGUUUUAUUUCUUGUGUGCUCGUGAUUUCUUGUUAUAGUUUUAUUAAAAUAUUUGAACCGUUUUAGCACUAAUUUAAACAUCGACUCGGAUUCUACUCAUAGUACUGAAUGUAAUUUGCACUCAAAAUUAAAUUUUAUUAAUAAUAAUAGUAUUUUAUGUCAUUGCGCCCAAUUCAGUUACUUUUUUAGCAAUUUCUAAUGGGGUUUCUAAAAAUGCUCCUCCUAGUUAUGGGUGAUAGAAAGAAGGAAGAGUCUAUUAUGGGAGAAAAGUUGAAACAGUGUCAAGCUGAAUACGAUAUAUGAUAGUUCCGAAACCUUCCAGAAUGGCGCUGGUGUAGACGAAGGGCAUGGUAUGAAUUCAGCCAUUGUAGAUAAAUUGAAGUAUGAAGCGGCAAAAAAUUUAAUAUUAUUUUUAGUCAUGUAGUUGAUUCUUAAAAAUUUCAACGAUAUGCUGUAUACAGAAUAAUGGAGUAAAUAUAACCUAAAUGAAAUUUACCUUGAUGCUAAUGUGGCGUCGCCACGCUUAUUUAACGCAUUUCAAUGAACACUUUUCAUAUACACAGGUUGUUCUCUUUCUCUGUACUCUCCAUACUUCUAGUAAAAAUACUAAUAAUUUUCCAACCUUUUCGUUAGCCUUCAUACUUGUAUUGUUCAUCCACAGAUAUAUCCAUUAUCAAAGUACCAAAUUACCUAUAGGUAGUGGUUUGGUAGUGUGCUAUAAGCGCACCAGCUGGGAAGCAGCCAAUGAGAAUUCGCUCCCAAAACGACGCGCCAAUUUGAAACAUUUGAAUUGAAUACAUGAUGUAAAGACUACAAGGUGUGCUAUUGCGCACCAGCUGGGAAGCAGCCAAUGAAAAUUUGCUCCCAAAGAGAUGCGCAGAACGAGUCGAAAAUGGGCCCUCGGGAAGACACACCUUGUAGUCUUUACAUCAUGGGUAGGGUUUAUGUUAAUAGAAAAUCGAAUUUGAAACUAAUAUUAAAUUAGAAUAUUUGUAGAAUUUAUCAUUUCUAUAUUCAAAUGAUUUUCACAGGUAUAAGAUAUAACUCUUAAUUUAAAAUAGACAAUAUUUUUGUAGUGAACAUAAAAUCUCAUUAUUUUAUUAAUGUACAAUACUAGCUUUAGAAUCAAUGUAUAAUAUACAAAAUAAUAGCUUUUAACAAUU